CCCCGACCCCGGCUCCGGGAGAAGAGGCUUCGCGCUGCUGUGUGGGGAGGGUGUGUGUGGAACCGGUCCCGCGUCCGCAGUGGCUGCUGUCGGGGGGUCGCCGGGUCGCCGAGGUGCCGAGACACUUCUGGGGGACCGAGCAGAUAACGGGGUCCGGGCGUCUGGUGUGUGAACACCCCAGGGUUUGUGGAUGCACUUAGAUGUUUGCAAUGAGCACUGUGGCUGGCAUGCCCCAGUGUUUUGGAUACCAAUGCAUAGGACUCCAUAGUAAUCGAAUUUACCAGAGGCGAACGUCAUGAGCAUAGUGAUCCCAUUGGGGGUUGAUACAGCAGAAGCGUCAUACUUGGAAAUGGCUGCAGGCUCAGAACCAGAAUCCGUAGAAGCUAGCCCUGUGGUAGUUGAGAAAUCCAACAGUUAUCCCCACCAGUUAUAUACCAGCAGCUCACAUCAUUCACACAGUUACAUUGGUUUGCCCUAUGCGGACCAUAAUUAUGGUGCUCGUCCUCCUCCAACACCUCCAGCCUCCCCUCCUCCAUCAGUUCUUAUUAGCAAAAAUGAAGUAGGCAUAUUUACCACUCCUAAUUUUGAUGAAACUUCCAGUGCUACUACAAUCAGCACAUCUGAGGAUGGAAGUUAUGGUACUGAUGUAACCAGGUGCAUAUGUGGUUUUACACAUGAUGAUGGAUACAUGAUCUGUUGUGACAAAUGCAGUGUUUGGCAACAUAUUGACUGCAUGGGGAUCAACAGGCAGCAUAUUCCUGAUACAUAUCUAUGUGAACGUUGUCAGCCUAGGAGUCUGGAUAAAGAGAGGGCAGUGCUACUACAGCGCCGGAAAAGGGAAAAUAUGUCAGAUGGUGAUACCAGUGCGACUGAGAGUGGUGAUGAAGUUCCCGUGGGCUUGUAUACUGCAUUUCAGCACACUCCAACUUCCAUUACCUUAACUGCUUCCAGAGUGUCCAAGGUCAAUGAUAAAAGAAGGAGAAAAAGUGGGGAGAAAGAACAGAACAUUUCAAAAUGUAAAAAGGCUUUUCGUGAAGGAUCUAGAAAGUCAUCAAGAGUUAAGGGUUCAGCUCCAGAAAUUGAUCCUUCAUCUGAUGGUUCUAAUUUUGGAUGGGAGACAAAAAUCAAAGCAUGGAUGGAUCGGUAUGAAGAGGCAAAUAAUAACCAGUAUAGUGAGGGUAUUCAGAGGGAGGCACAAAGAAUAGCUCUGAGAUUAGGCAAUGGAAGUGACAAAAAAGACAUGAAUAAAGCAGAAUUGAACAUCAACAAUUUGCUCUUCAAACCUCCUGUAGAGAGCCAUAUACAAAAGAAUAAGAAAAUUCUGAAAUCUGCCAAAGAUUUGCCUCCUGAUGCUCUUAUUAUUGAAUAUAGAGGGAAGUUUAUGCUGAGAGAACAGUUUGAAGCAAAUGGGUAUUUCUUUAAAAGACCAUAUCCUUUUGUUUUAUUCUAUUCUAAAUUUCAUGGGCUAGAAAUGUGUGUUGAUGCAAGAACUUUUGGGAAUGAGGCUCGGUUCAUCAGGCGUUCUUGUACACCCAAUGCAGAGGUGAGGCAUGAAAUUGAAGAGGGAACCAUACAUCUUUAUAUUUAUUCUAUCCAGAGUAUUCCAAAGGGCACUGAAAUUACCAUUGCCUUUGAUUUUGACUAUGGGAAUUGUAAGUACAAAGUGGAUUGUGCAUGCCUCAAGGAAAAUCCAGAGUGCCCUGUUCUGAAACGUAGUUCUGAAUCCACGGAAAACAUCCAUAGUGGUUAUGAAACUAGAAGGAAAAAAGGAAGAAAAGACAAAGAUAUUUCAAAGGAAAAAGAUACACAAAAUCAGAAUAUGACUGUGGAUUCUGAAGGAACAACCAACAAAAUAAAGAGCUCAGAAACAAAGCAGAGAAAACUUUCUCCACUGAGAUUAUCAGUAUCCAACAAUCAGGAACCAGAUUUUAUUGAUGAUAUAGAAGAAAAAACUCCAAUUAGCAAUGAAGUAGAAAUGGAAUCAGAGGAGCAGAUUGCAGAAAGGAAAAGGAAGAUGACAAGAGAAGAAAGGAAAAUGGAAGCAAUUUUGCAAGCUUUCGCCAGACUUGAAAAAAGAGAGAAGAGAAGAGAACAAGCUUUGGAAAGGAUCAGCACAGCCAGAACAGAAGUUAAAGCGGAAUGCAGAGACACACAGGUUGCCAGUGAUGCUGAGGUUACUCAGGAACAAGCGAAAGAAGAGGCUGCUAACAAGCCUGCCCCUGCCAGAGUGAACAGAGCCAAGCAGAGGAAAAGCUUCUCUCGCAGCAGGACGCACAUCGGGCAGCAACGCCGGAGACACAGAACGGUCAGCAUGUGCUCCGACGUCCAGCCACCCUCGCCCGACGUCGAGAUCACGACACAGCCACACGAGGUUGAAAACCCUGUGCUCGUCAUAGAGCCAGACACGGAAACUGCAGUGGCAGAGAUAGUCACUGAGACCGAAGCUCCAGCACUUCAUAAAUGUCCUCUGAAGUACCCCAAAACAAAGAAGCACUUGGUCAGUGAAUGGUUAAGUGAGAAGAACGAGAAGACAGGAAAACCUUCAGAGAGCCUUUCUGAAAGGCCUCUGCGAAUAACUACAGAUCCAGAAGUGUUGGCCACACAGCUCAACUCUCUGCCGGGUCUCACCUACAGUCCCCAUGUGUACUCUACUCCCAAGCAUUAUAUUAGGUUUACCUCACCAUUCCUCUCAGAAAAAAGGAGAAGAAAAGAACCUACUGACAAUGCUUCUGGCUCAUGCAAAAAGCGAUGGUUGAAACAGGCUCUGGAAGAAGAAAAUUCAGCAAUUUUACAUAGAUUUAACUCGCCCUGUCAAGAAAGAUCCAGAAGUCCUAUAGUCAAUGGGGAAAAUAAAAGCCCACUACUAUUAAAUGAUAGCUGCUCUCUCCCAGAUUUAACUACACCACUAAAAAAACGAAGACUUUAUCAAUUGCUAGAUUCUGUUUACUCAGAAAGCUCCACACCUACUCCUUCACCGUAUGCCACACCAACUCAUGCAGACAUUGCUCCUACGGACCCUGCAUUUGCCACUCCUCCACGGGUAAAAGCAGACGAUGAGACCUGUAGAAAUGGUUACAAACCCAUAUAUUCACCAGUCACCCCGGUCACCCCGGGCACACCAGGAAACACCAUGCACUUUGAGAAUAUUUCUUCCCCAGAAAGUUCUCCAGAAAUAAAGAGACGCACUUACAGUCAAGAGGGAUAUGAGAGAUCUGCUACCCUGUUAACAUUGGGGCCUUUCAGAAAUUCCAGUGUAACUGAGCUGGGUCUGCAAGAAAUAAAGACUAUUGGUUACGCCAGCCCUAGGAGCAGGACUGAGGCCAGUAGGCCGGGCCUCGGCGAGAAGGAGCCCGCGACAGAUCUGCACCCGGGGCUCGACACGGGGGAGCCGGCCGCCCUACUCAAAACCAUGGAGGCGCCUGCGCACGACAGGCCCGAGCCGGCGGUUGCGCUGGACUCCAGCCACCCGGGCCGGGCCGCGCUGUACCCGCCCUGGGUGAAGAGCCCCGACAGAGCCGGCGUCAGCUUCUCCGUGAACUCCAACCUCAGGGACCUGACGCCCUCGCACCAGCUGGAGGUUGGAGGCGGCUUCCGAGUAAGUGAGUCCAAGUGCCUGACGCAGGAGGACUCCAGAGCCGUGUUCCUGGAGGCGGCUGUGUUCUGCCCCGCCGAAGACGGGCUGCUCUCGGGCUUCGGGCGGACCGUGACUGACGCUCUGAUGGACGGGAGCUGCACCCCCCAGAAUCCACCCCAAAAGAAAAAGGUUUCCCUCUUAGAGUACCGAAAGAGGCAGCGGGAAGCCCAGAAGAGCGGCUCUAAGGCGGACGGCUUCCCUCUGGUCAGCGCGCUGCCCGGCGCCGGCGGGAGCCUGAGCAGCAGCGACUGCGCACCAGGCUCGGACAGCGGGGAGCAGGCGGAGAACGGCGCCCGCCUCCCGCCGCCAACGCCCGUGGCGGCCUUAAGCGCUGGGGAGGAGAUGGGCGCCGACUGUCCGGUGAGAGACGCCACGGCCAGCGCCAGCGAGAAGAGCGAGCCGGAAGUGCAGUGGACUGCCUCCACCUCAGUGGAACAAGUGAGAGAAAGGAGCUACCAGAGAGCUUUACUGCUCAGCGAUCACAGGAAAGACAAGGACAGCGGGGGAGAAUCACCAUGUGUCUCAUGUUCCCCGAGCCAUGUUCAGUCCUCACCUUCAUCUCAUUCAAAUCACAUUCCCCAGUUGCAACCCAAGGGCCUAGGCCCUCUCAGUGAACUCGUGGAAGACCCUGAUCCGGAAAAUCCUGAACCCACAACUACAAACGAAUGUCCAUCCCCAGAUACUUCUCAAAACUCUUGUAAAAGCCCUUCAAAGAUGAACAAGCCUAGCUCCCCGGGACCGGGGACCCCUGCUCCGCAGCCGCAGCACGGGAAGCCACUCUGCAAACCCGAGCCCCCCUGGGAGGCGGCGGAGGCCGAGCUCAGCGCUGCGCUCCGGACGGAGCUGCCCACGCCCGCCCUGGGUCCGGCCCCGGGCAAGAGCCAGCGGCCGCCCUGCGCCCCGUCCCCGCCCACGCAGCUCGGCUCCCCGUACCGGCCGCACCUCGCCCCGUCGCCCCAGCUCGGGGCCCCUCCACCGCCGCGGGAGCCGCCCCGGAACCCGCCGCACCCCGCCGCGCCGCUCUUCCCGGCCGCCCACCCCGCCGUGCCGCCCUACCACGCCGCCGGGGCCGGGCCCGGGCCGCACUGUCCCCUGCCCGUGGCAGGGCCCCACCUCCAGCCCCAAGGACCAAACAGUAUCCCGCCGCCCGCCGCCCCAGGCUUCUGCCCCCACCCCGGCUCCGUGGCCCUGCCGCACGGGGUGCAGGGGCCGCAGCAGGCCUCGCCCGUGCCCGGGCAGAUCCCCAUCCACAGAGCACAGGUGCCGCCCACAUUUCAGAACAGCUACCACGGCUCGGGGUGGCACUAGAGCGGACUCGUCUCAAAAACAUUUUUUAAAAUGUUGUGUAAGAUAAACUGUAUAUUUCAUAUGUACCUAUCAAGGUACUUUUUAAAGCUUGUACAUGAAACUUUGUAUAAAAAAACACCAGUGCUCUUUCAUUGUAUUUUUCCCAUUUUUGCUUUUUAAAAUUUCUUUUAAACUGUGCUGUUAAACCAGUAUUAGGGAUCUUUAUUUUGUAAGUGAACAUUCCAGCUGUUCUUCUGGCAGUAGAUUCGAUGCUCCAUGACCUUUAAAUUUUAUUGUUGCACUUAAUUCAUUUAGUGAAUGUCUAUUAUUUUAUACAUAUGCAUUAAGUACACAGCUAUGUAACGGCACUAUGAGGAUUUUCUUUUGGGGGGGGUUCAGCAGUUCUGUGAGAGUGCAUCUUAGGUAUAAAAAUGCAACACAGAUUUUCUUUUAUAGUUUGGUGUGGAUAUGGCUCAUUUUAUCAGUUAUUUCCAAGCAAAAUGUAAUUUAAUGUAUAGAUGAUUUCUAAUGUCUGACAGACUGUAAAUACUACAUUUCUUUUGCGUAUAUAAUUGCUUACUGCUUUUUUCAUUUGAUAUAUAGCAUUGUACAUAUGACAAGUCUUUUGAAAAACUGUGUGAUCUUUGUGAAAGUAGUACAGUAUAUGAUCUUUAAUUUCUUUUUUAUUUUAAAUAUACUGUCACAUUGAAGCACUGGUUGGGCAUUUUAAUUCAUGUUAAUAAAUCACAAUUAUGUCAGUUUUACCAAAUUGUCCUGUACAGCUAACUUAUAAAUUGGGGUCUGCUUAAGUGCUUUUAUAAAAGUUAUGGUUUUUGAAUAUAA
This is a messenger RNA of Heterocephalus glaber (naked mole-rat), 5764 nucleotides long. The record is from RefSeq and is a predicted model, not a curated record. Lineage: Eukaryota; Metazoa; Chordata; Mammalia; Rodentia; Bathyergidae.